CUCGUGGGCGGCAUUUUGUACGCAUUUUCAGCCUCUUGUCUGAAUCUGAGUCCUUUCUGCACUUGCGCUGUUUUCAUGUUCUUUUCGUAAAGACACAAUGAGAUUUGCGCCAUGGAACCCGAGCGAGGAAGCGAUCAAGAGAGGCUCUUGAGUCCAGCCCUGACGAUCUUCACCGACUUCAACUUGGACCAGUUGGAGGCUUCGUCUUACAAUGACGACGAGAGGCCACAACGGUCGAGGAAUCGACCAGAUGGCUCUUGGCUGAGUCGAGCCUUUGCAAGCUUCUUUGGCGUUUUCGUCUUCUUCAUCAUUUUCUAUGCAUCGGAUCUGCUUUAUCCAGCCACUGUACCACACCAUCAUGAAGCGCCAGUCUACGAACUCGUCCGAAUAGUUCUGAGCACUUCUUGGGACUUCAACGCCGCGGCAAGCACCAGAGAAUACUACUGGACCAUCAAUGAUGCGAGCUUCAAUCCUGAUGGGAUCUGGAGGCCGAUGAUGCUCAUCAACAACCAGUUUCCUGGGCCUCUCAUCGAGUGUAACGAGGGAGAUACCAUCGCUGUCCACGUCCGCAACGAGGCUGUCAAUGCUACAGCCAUUCAUUUUCACGGCAUGUAUCAAAAUGGCACAAACUCCAUGGACGGCACCGUUGGCGUUACGCAAUGCCCAAUUGCACCCAACGCGACGCUCACGUACAGAUUCACGGUCGAGAAACAGUCAGGAACAUAUUGGUUCCAUGCACACCACAGUAAUCAAGCUUCAGAUGGGCUCGUCGGGCCUUUGAUCAUACACCCAAGAGAUAACCAAGCGGCCAGGGACCAGUACUCGACUGAUAGAGUUGUCAUCAUUUCGGACCACUACCACAACACGUCUGCUGAGUUGUUGAUGGACUACCUUCAGCCAGACCAGGAGAACGACGAGCCUGUGCCGUCAAGUGGCCUUAUCAACGGGCGCAACUACCGCGACUGUGCCGACUUUGAUGGAUGGAAUUGCCAUAAUCAGAAUGCUCGUCUGCAGUCUUUGGAAAACUUUGACCUGGCACCAAAUGACCGGCACCGCCUGAGGUUCAUCAACACCGGCGCCUUUGCCGAGUUCCAAGUCGAGAUCGACGAGCAUCCGCUCUACAUCACCGAGGUUGACGGAACUGAUGUUCACCCUGAGCCCUUCCACCGCCUCAAUAUCCUUCCGGCACAGCGCUACAGUGUGGUGAUUGAGACCAACGUUACCGCUGCCGACUCAUUCUGGCUUCGAGCUAGGAUGGUCACGCACUGCUUCGCACGAGAAAACCCCUGGCUCGACUCAGAAGUGAAGGGAAUCGUGCGGUAUGCCGCAGCAGAUCUCUCCAGCAUCGAGAAGGCACAUAAAGUAGCCCCAGAACUCAGCGAACCCCAAAGCAGGAGCUGGGAUGAGGCAAUAGACGUCGACUGCCGAGACAUGAACACAACUCUCCUCAGACCCCUCGACGCGAUUCCAGCACCCAACACCACAGCCACAAUGUACCUUCGCGCCAACUUUGAAAUCGGGGCAUGGCGUCUGUCGCGCGGCUUCUUCAACGCCUCGACGUGGCACGCCAACGUAACCUCGCCGGCUCUGUAUCGCUUUAUGAACGCCGCGAAAAGCGACAAUGACACGUUAUUCUCGUCCACAACCGGAGUAAAUGAUAUCACCUUCAAUCCCGAAAAUGAGUUUGUGUACCAAACAGAAGGUGUCCAAACGGUCAACAUAAUCAUCAGCAACUUUGACGACGGCGCGCACCCGUUCCACAUCCACGGACACAAAUUCUUCGUUCUGAAGCAGUCUCCAACAGGCUAUCCACCUGAAGACAUGACCGAGUUGGAAGAAGAGCUUGCGGCCUCGGGCGUCCUAGAGAACCCGCUCAGAAGGGACACGGUGACUGUCCAAGGCUACGGCUGGGCGGUUGUCAGAGUCGUCCUGGAUAAUCCGGGUAUGUGGGCUUUUCACUGCCACAACGCAUGGCAUGCGGAGGCUGGCAUGAUGAUGAUGAUUGCGGCGAGGAUCGAGACGGCCAAAGGAUGGAACGUGGCGAGCGAUGAGGAGAUACGGCUCUGCGAGUUGCCCGGGGUUGAGAAAGGGGCCAGGCCUAGUGAUGACAUUUGGUUCGGGAACUUUGGUUGAAAGAGCAAAUACGAGAUUCUGUAAAUAGAGGGUUCGUAAUUAGUAUUGCCCGGAUAGAAGGGCCCAAAGAGAGAAUGAGAAGCUUCGGCGGACAAAGGAAAUCCGAGACCGAU
This is a messenger RNA of Colletotrichum godetiae, 2246 nucleotides long. Its product is annotated as multicopper oxidase. Gene Ontology annotation, molecular function: copper ion binding; oxidoreductase activity. The transcript has 3 exons. Bases 112 to 2133 code for a protein of 673 amino acids. The record is from RefSeq and is a predicted model, not a curated record. Lineage: Eukaryota; Fungi; Ascomycota; Sordariomycetes; Glomerellales; Glomerellaceae.